GAGAGUUUAGGUCUUUCUCGGGGGAAGGAAGGAUGAAUGCCGACAGUGGCCAUCGCAAGGGCGAGAUCGCGGAGCUUAAAUCCCAGCUCCGGCAGCUCGCGGGUAGCCGGGCGCCCGGCGUGGAGGAGGUGAAGCGCGAGCUCUACAAGAAGGUAAUCUCCUACAUGACCAUCGGCAUCGAUGUCUCGUCGCUCUUCAGCGAGAUGGUGAUGUGCUCCGCGACAUCGGAUCUCGUCGUCAAGAAGAUGUGCUACCUCUAUGUCGGGAAUUACGCCAAGGUCCAUCCAGAUCUAGCGCUGCUCACCAUAAAUUUCCUCCAGCGGGAUUGCCAGGACGAUGAUCCGAUGAUCCGGGGCCUGGCGCUGCGGAGCUUGUGCUCCUUGAGGGUGAUGAAUUUCGUGGAGUACUUGGUCGGGUCUCUCAGGAAGGGCCUCAAGGAUAACAAUGGUUACGUGAGACAGGUAGCUGCGAUGGGAGUGCUCAAGCUCUACCACAUUGCUCCUACUGCUUGCAUUGAGAAUGAUUUCGUGGCUACAUUGAAGAGCAUGCUUUCUCAGGAUCCCGAUGCUCAGGUGGUCGCGAACUGUCUGUGUGCGCUGGAAGAGAUUUUGGUUCUGGAGAGAACCAACAGUGACCGUGCAAACAAAGAUCGGGAGAUGCUACAUAGCAAGCAAAUCGUUUUCUCGCUGCUAAACAGGAUCAAGGACUUCUCCGAAUGGGCUCAAUGUCUCGUGCUUGAUAUGGUAUCGAAGUACAUUCCGGUGGAUCCAAAUGAGACAUUUGAUAUCAUGAACCUGUUGGAAGAUCGGCUGCAGCAUUCCAAUAGUGCGGUGGUGCUAGCAACUAUCAAAGUUUUUCUUCAGCUGACAAUCUCUAUGGCCGACGUUCACCAGCAAGUAUACGAAAGGAUAAAAGCUCCUCUGCUUACUUUGAUAAGCUCGGGCAGCCCAGAGUUAUCGUAUGCGGUGCUCAGCCAUCUCCAUUUGUUGGUAAUGAGAGCACCCAUACUGUUCUCAUCCGAUUACAAACAUUUUUACUGUCGCUAUAGUGACCCGUCUUACGUGAAAAAGCUGAAAAUUGAGAUGCUUACUGCCGUUGCGAGCGAGAGCAACAUGUACGAAAUUGUGACAGAGCUUAGCGAGUACGCGGCAAACGUGGACGUUGGAAUAACGCGAGAAGCCAUAAGGGCCGUGGGAAAAAUCGCGUUAAACCUUUGCGACGUCAAUGCGAUCGUUGAUCGGCUGCUUCAGUUUUUAGAGAUGGAGCGGGAUUAUGUUACUGCGGAAACACUGGUCUUAGUGAAAGACUUGGUGAGAAAGUACCCAGAAUGGAGUCAUGACUGCAUUGCGGUUGUUGGAAAUGUGAGUAGCAAAAGUAUUCAAGAACCGAAAGCGAAGGCAGCUCUCAUAUGGAUGCUCGGAGAGUAUUCUCAUGAUAUGCUCGAUGCACCUUAUGUGCUUGAAAGUUUUGUGGAUAACUGGCUGGAAGAGGACUCUCCCGAGGUUCGUCUGGAGUUGCUGACAGCCGCAGCAAAGAUUUUUUUCAAACGACCACCUGAAAGCCAAAAGCUUCUUGGAGCUGCAUUAGCAGCAGCGGUUGACGAUCCUGAUCAGGACGUCCACGACAAGGGUCUGUUCUAUUAUAGGCUUCUUCAACAAGGGGUUCAAACUGCGGAGUCAAUAGUCAAUCCACCAAAGAAGGCAGUCUCUGAUUUUGCAGAUAUCCAAAACAGUGAAAUGAGAGAUCGAAUAUUUGAUGAAUUCAACAGCCUAUCUGUCAUCUACCGCGAGCCUUCGUACAUGUUUUUGGACAAGGAACAUAGAAAACUGUACGAGUUUUCUGAUGAAGCAGCCCCAACUGAUGUGUUGCCGACACAAAAACUGGACGCAAACGACAAUGAUUUGCUCCUUGGUGCGUUUGAUAAGGAAGAAAGCCAAAGUGGCGUGAGCAACGGGGAUGAUGGACCACUCAGUGCGCCACGAUCGCCAUCUCCAACGCUACUAGGUGACUCAGUGCCUCCAGUGUCAGCUUCAAAUAUUCCUGCGGCAUUCGGGAUUGAUGAUCUCCUCGGCCUGAACAUCUCUACGCCACCUCCUCCUCCGCCAUCAUUGGUACUCAGCUCAAAGCCAGUUCUCGACUCUGGCACGUUUCAAAAGAAAUGGUCACAGCUUCCUGUUGCUCUAAGUUUCGAGCAUCCAAUCUCAGCGCAGAGCCUCAAGACCACUCAGCCGCUUCUGCGCCAUAUGCAGGAAAAAUCUGUGCAGUGCAUGGCGUCGGGUGGCCAGAGCCCGACUUUCAAGUUCUUCUUCUUCGCGCAGAAGGCCGAUGGGAUGCCUGGGACAGGCUUCUUCCUCGUGGAGUGCCUGGUCCAUACGAGCGCAGGAAAGGCCAGCGUUAAAGUAAAGAGCGAAGAUUCGACAUUUACAGCGGCCUUUAGCGACCUUUUCAAGUCCGCACUAUCGUCCUUCAUGUAGCAUUUGACCAGUAGCUCGAGUUGUCUAGAUGAACAAGUGCAAGAGAAAGAAAGAAAUCCUUGAGGUUUGCGGCCUACAUUGUGCUUUCAA
Selaginella moellendorffii is the source of this 2564-nucleotide messenger RNA. RefSeq names its product beta-adaptin-like protein A. The transcript is spliced from 11 exons. The record is from RefSeq and is a predicted model, not a curated record. Lineage: Eukaryota; Viridiplantae; Streptophyta; Lycopodiopsida; Selaginellales; Selaginellaceae. Gene Ontology annotation, molecular function: clathrin binding. Gene Ontology annotation, biological process: vesicle-mediated transport; intracellular protein transport. Gene Ontology annotation, cellular component: membrane coat; clathrin adaptor complex. Bases 33 to 2474 code for a protein of 813 amino acids.